This is a messenger RNA of Aspergillus ochraceoroseus IBT 24754, 4158 nucleotides long. RefSeq lists its product as uncharacterized. Lineage: Eukaryota; Fungi; Ascomycota; Eurotiomycetes; Eurotiales; Aspergillaceae. The coding region runs from base 110 to 4036 and encodes 1308 amino acids. The record is from RefSeq and is a predicted model, not a curated record. The transcript has 3 exons.
AAGGCUGUCUUUGUCUUUGUCUCUGUCUCUGUUCCUCAUCCUCUUCCCCAUUUCUGAGCGCGGAUGUUGGCCAUGGCUUCAGGUUUGGUUGGUUCCUGACUGCGCCAGUAUGAAUAGCUGGCGGUCCCCAAGUCUUUCUGGAGACGACCCGUCGUCCAGUCCCUAUCCUUCCACCAACGGUUGGCCAACAACUCACACUGUGGUGACCAGCAGCCAGCCGUCUCCCAGUCGUCGCGAAUAUGCUAUACAGCCGCCUCCUUUGACAACAGCGUUGGGUAACCAUCAAUUCCAGGGACUCGGAGUGGGAAUCGGCCAGGGUUACGCCUCAACUCCACUUUCAACUACAUCUUUAUCCAGCCCAUUCACUCAUUCUCCUGCUGCGAAUACUCCAGCAAGUGCGGCCCUUCUUGGGUCUUCUCCCAUGUCUUCUAGGCAGUACAACGUCCCUUACAAUCCUCAGGAUUGGGGGCCAGUAAGAAACGUACCUAUGAAUGCAGGCCAGGCGGCCUAUCCACAGGCAAAUAACAUGCUUCGAGUUGUGACCCAUCAUCGACAAGCUGGACAUCAGUCAGACAUAUCUUUGUCACCGCCACCUCCCCCAUAUUCUCCUCCAAGUCAGUCACAGCAGACCGACCAAAUGAACCAAAAUGCGCCAGUUUUAGACUCUACUUCUCCUAAUUCUGGAUCUCCCUUCAUUGGCACUGACCGACAGCAAGCUAUUCCCCGUACUCGUCCUGUGUCAACGGCCCGGGGCGAUGUAGGCCAUAGUAGGCAAGUUUCGCUUCCUCCACCACCUCCUCUACCACACGGACUUCCAUCCUCCAGAUCAUCUUCUCAAAGCAGGACAGAGUUCUAUCGCGAGCCGUCUUCCCUCAGUACGGGCUCACGACCCUAUAUCAUGGUUUCCGAGGAUAAUUUACAGCCUCAGUUGAAUAACCUCAAUUAUUCCACCGUCGUUAAUCAAGGCGAUGACUACCGUGCUCCAAACUCCAGAAGGGCCGUUUCCGCGGGUCCAGUUGUGAGUAGUGCAAGUUCUUCGAGAGCUACGAGUCAAUCCAGAAGCCACUCACCCCAGGCCUCUGCUUGGGAGCCAGGAAUGCCUCUUCCUCCACCUCCUCCAGGCCCUCCCCCGGCUGCAAGAUCGCAGAGUGUGAGUGGCCUCGGCGAAGCUUCAUCUUAUCGCAGCUCGCAACCCCCUACGCGGACACAAAUAGCUCGUCAGCCUCCAUCCCUGGGAACUGGCCUGGACAGUAUUCCUCCUACGCCGGCAGGCUGGGUAGAUGAAACGCCUCUCGACACCACACAACGGAGAGAUAAAGCCCCUCUUAGUGUCGACACAGCCAGCGCGGUAAUGUCUCGUAAUGUUAAUGAAUCCGCACCUAACGGAAGUGCCCAUGCAUCUCGAAAUUCAAUCAGCAGCGGACUCUUUCGCAGUUCAGCGGUUCGAGAUUCCAGCGCAAAAGGAAUUCGUGAGAGGAGGAUUGAGCGCAGGAAUCGACAGAGUCAGGUUUUUGACGAUUAUAGCGCUGUCUCAACCAGUACCAACCCUUGGGCUGAUGCGCUAGAUCAGGUGAAGCCUUCGAACCUCGUACUUGAAGACCACAAUGCAACUGAGACGUCUCGAUACGAUUCUUCUACAAGGUUUACUCCACGCAGCACACAUAGUGUCGCCUCUGAUGGACAGAUGACUAGCUCCCAAUCGAGAGCUUCGUCAGGACUCUUUUCAGGCAACCGGUCUCCAUAUUCAACCCCUCGCGCUGAGCCAAGUCCUGCUGGGCUACCAGUACAGGGAUAUGCACCGACCCCGCCGUUCUCUCCAGGUACCGAUAAAUCAUCUUCAUUCCAGAAGAGCUCAUCACAAGCACUCCCACCAAAGGCGCUUCCAACGCCUCCGCUGCAGUCGGGUCAAGACUCUAGACCGUCUUCGGGGCUUUCACGCAGGGAGGACCGCCCGGCGUCGCACAUUCUACAUUUACCCAAUGAAGCGGUGACUUCCCCGGCUUUACAUCCGCGUCGCCUGUCGAUUCACCAAGGACCUUCGCUGGACUCUGUCGUCAAGCAAGAUGUUGAACUCAUCCAGAAUGCCACGCGAAGACACAAGGAGUUCAUUGAGAAGGAAGCUAGCGCUGCAGACGAAACAGAAGCUUUGAGAUUGUUUACUGAAUUCAUCAUCACUGAGUCUCAAAUCCGGCGUGAACGCUACGCCAAGGUCUGGGAAUCCGACUCUUCCUGCUUUGACGUCGCACAGGUGCAUCAGAGACUCUUCAAGGUGCCGCCCAAGCCAGUCCCUGAACCCCAAAGUCGGCGUUCGUUCAAUGCUCCAAAACUAGACAUCCCUCAAAACCGCGGGGAGUCUUCAUGGAACAAUUACAAACCUUGUCUCUCGCCAAUUGCAAGCCUUAACAUGAGUAAUGACGAGAUGAGCUCUAGAGGGCGUGCCCCGAGUCGCUGGUGGGAGUCAAAGACUGGAUCAGGUAGUGAGGGAGGCGAACGCAGAGUGCAACGAUCAAAGCGCGAAUCCAAGUAUAUGGGACUACCGCUGGAAGCUCUCCAGUCCCAAUUGGACCUGAGUCGAGGCUCUGUAGACGGCAGGAGCGUUGAUCAAGUGUUUGACGCGAUAAAUCUGUAUUCGGCCUAUGGCCCCGACGAGUACCCCCCUGAAAAAGCUGGAUGGCAGGAUGAACCACCCAUUCCAGACUAUUCCGCUCCUGCGAGCCUUAGCAGUCACGGAACUAUGAGAGAACCUCGAAAAAUGGAUGUCUCAAGACUUAUCACCCUUCCUCCACCUUACCCACGCCAUUACCCAGCCGUCAAUAAUAGCCAUCCCGAACUCGUGACUUAUCGAACGGUGGUUCGGUCGAUUAGUGAUCUCUCUGAGAUCAAGUCUACCAGACAACGACAUGCCUCGGAGUCCGAGGCUCUAGUUCACAGUCACAAAGCACGAGUCAAAGACGGCCGUCGACAGUUCAAGGCUAAUAUCCAGAGUCAGAUCCAAGAUGGCAGUAUCAGCUUUGCAGAAGCUGCCGAAGCAGAGGCCGCAUUAAUCGACGAGGAAAAAAAAAGGGAGAGAGACUUGGCCAAGCAGGUGCUGGACACCUACCAAGAAUCGGUCUUAACACCGAUGCAGGCGAUCCUAACGGAUCGAAUCGAUAGAGCUACUGUGUGCAUUGACGAACUACGCAGCAAGCUGUUCGAUGACGCUCAACACGAGACCCCUGACCAAACACAGCAAGAGGGAGACGAGAAACCCGAGUUACUUGAAAAGCUCACCCAGCUCAAGUGGCUCUUUGAAGCUCGGGAACAACUGCACCGUGAGAUGUAUGAUUUGAUCAGCGACCGCGACGAAAAAUAUAAGGCCGUUGUGAUCCUCCCUUAUAAGCAAAAGAAGAAUGACGAAAAAGUGCGGGGCACAGAGGACUUCUUCGUCCAAGACGGGUUGGACCGCCGCGUAAACUACGAAGCCAACGCCCUCUCACGACUCGAAUCCUUCCUAGAUGUAAUCGAGGAGAAGGUAGUCCGCGGCGUGGAGAUGCAGCUCUCUGCUUUCUGGGACAUAGCGCCAUCCCUUCUCACCCUGGUCCAACAACUCCCAGAGAACCUCGGUGGUUUCCAAAUCCAGAUCCCCGCCAAUGAGUACGAAGAAAACCCGAGUUACCACUCCCACCCGCUCCAGUAUCUGUACACGCUGGUCUCUCAUGCUGAAAAAUCAAGCUACCAAUACAUCGAAUCCCAAAUCAACUUGUUCUGCCUUCUCCAUGAGGUUAAGUCUGCGGUUAUGCGCGCCCACUCCAAACUCAUGGAGACCGAGCGUAUUCGCCAGGGUGAGCCUGAGGAGGUCGUAAAGCGGGAGAUGCGCCAACCACGCACUGACGAGGAGCGGGCACUGACGAAUGACUUGAAGGAUAGGGUUGCUACUGUUGAGGGCCAAUGGACGGAAGCUCUUGGAAGCCAGAUCCAGGCUUUACGUGAACGAGUACGAGAGCAGUUGGAGAGGGAAGAUGGAUGGGAGGGUUUGGAGCAGCUGGAGCAGGCUUAAUGAGAGAUGAACCCCGUUCUUUCUAUUUUUUUUUUUUUUUUUUUUUGGUCUUGUAUUAAUGAAAGAUACCCAUCCGUUCGUUACUGCAGCUAUCUUAUCGAAUAUAUAUGCUUCAAUCACUG